AUGGGCUCCCUCAUCAGUCUCAUCCUGGUACCUCAAAGUCUCCCCGGUGUCCCCGGUAUUGGGCAGACAGAUAUCAACCCCGACAAGGCUGCCGCAGAACUGUCCCCAGUUGUCUGGGACGUCCAAGCAGUGGGCGCGCAACCGAAUCCGGCAUUUACAGCUACCGGCACCGGCCAUGAAGAGCCUUUCCUUCCCGCAAGGACCUACACUGCUCAGAUCCAUGCGGUACCAGGACUGGAUCUAUCUUCGGGAGGAGAGGUAGAGAGAUUCAUCCGUACUGCACACGAGUCCGACUUGAUGAAGUUGCUUGCUACACAGCCCACAACCAUGAUUACCAUUGGCAAGACGGUGGCUGCUCCAGAACAGACGCCCCCUUGA
Messenger RNA from Aureobasidium subglaciale EXF-2481, 378 nucleotides. RefSeq lists its product as uncharacterized. Lineage: Eukaryota; Fungi; Ascomycota; Dothideomycetes; Dothideales; Saccotheciaceae. The transcript has a single exon. The coding region runs from base 1 to 378 and encodes 125 amino acids. The record is from RefSeq and is a predicted model, not a curated record.